Molecule: messenger RNA, 1539 nt
Organism: Neurospora tetrasperma FGSC 2508
Lineage: Eukaryota; Fungi; Ascomycota; Sordariomycetes; Sordariales; Sordariaceae
Product: phosphoserine aminotransferase
Exons: 3
Coding region: 22-1311 (429 amino acids)
Biological process (GO): L-serine biosynthetic process
Cellular component (GO): cytoplasm
Molecular function (GO): O-phospho-L-serine:2-oxoglutarate transaminase activity; pyridoxal phosphate binding
Source: RefSeq, a predicted model, not a curated record
CAGUCUCAGACACAUAUCAAAAUGCCUUCCCGCGCGGACAUCACCUACUUCGGCGCCGGCCCUGCCGCCCUUCCCACCGACGUCCUCGAGACCGCCGCCCAGGCGCUGCUUGACUACCAGGGCACCGGCUUGGGUAUCGCCGAGCACUCUCAUCGCUCCGAACUUGCGGCCAAGAUUAUCAACGAGGCCAAGGCCGACCUGGCCACCUACCUCGACUUCUCUCCCGAGCAGUAUGAGGUUCUCUUUAUGCAGGGUGGUGGCACCGGCGAGUUCGCUGCCUCCAUGUACAACCUCGUUGGCGCCUGGGUUUCCCGCCAGCACGCCGCUGUCCAGAAGGAGCUCGGCGAGGGUGCGGCCGCCGAUGAGGCCCAGGUACUUGCCGCCCUCCGCCAGCGCGUAGAGUCCGGCCUCAAGGUUGACUACAUCGUCACGGGCUCCUGGUCGCUCAAGGCCUACCAGGAGGCCGUCCGCCUGCUCGGCCCCGAGUACGUCAACCUAGUGUGUGACGCCCGCACCAUCAACGACGGCAAGUUCGGCAAGAUUCCCGACGAGAGCACUUGGAAGCUUAGCAAGGACGCCGCCUACGUCUACUUCUGCGACAACGAGACCGUUGAUGGCGUUGAGUUCCCCAACUUCCCCAAGAUCCUCGAGCCCAAGGAGGACGGCACCGGCCCCAUUGUUGUGUCUGAUAUGUCCUCUAACAUCCUCUCUCGCCGCAUCCCCGUCAACAACUACUCCCUCCUCUUCUUCGGCGCCCAGAAGAACCUUGGCUGCACCGGUGUCGCUGUUGCCAUCCUCAAGAAGACCUUCCUCCCACCUACCCUCAGCCAGCCUAGCCCGGCCCUGCUCAGGAAACUCGCCCUUCCUAUCCCUCCUAUCGUUCUUCAGUAUGAGAUUAUUGCCAAGAACAACAGCUUGUAUAACACGCUGAGCAUCUUUGAUGUCUACAUUGCGGGCCAGGUCCUCAAGAAGCUCCUCGCCACUUUCCCCAACGGUGUUGACGGCCAGCAGGCCCUUGCUGAGAAGAAGGCCGAGCUCAUCUACUCCGCCUUGGAGGCCCAUCCUGAGGCUUACAAGAUUGUUCCGGACAAGUCUGCCCGUUCCAAGAUGAACAUUUGCUUCCGCGUCAUCAAGGGUGGCAACGUCGACGAGGCCGAGAAGGCCUUCCUCAAGGAGUCCACCGCCAUCAACCUAACCGGUCUCAAGGGCCAUCGCAGCGUCGGUGGCAUCCGUGCUUCCAACUACAACUCCAUUCCUCUGGAGGGUGCUGAGAAGCUGGCCAACUUCAUCCAUGAGUUUGCCAAGGCUUGAGCUACGAAGUUUACCUAUACUAAAAAAAGGUAUACGAAUCUGGAAAUAUGGGUAGGGGGGUUAGGAACCGGCAUAAAAGUCAGUUGGAAGGCGCAACAUGGGAUGGUAUGGGAUAGCGGGGAGCAUAGGUGUCGGGUUCUUCGACAACAAAAAAGUAUAAUACACACACCCAAUUUCAAACGCGAUUGGGAUGGAUACCCCUAUGAUACAGAAACUCAUCUUCAAAGG